AGGCAGAUGAUACCACACGUUUCCACCAUGUAGACGCAGACUGACAGAUGGACUCAGCUUCACAUUCACACUUGAAUCCAGCAUGCUCUGACUGCACACACCGGCUGACGUGUUCGGAGAUAAACAAAAACACUAACGCAGAAAAUGGCUGCCGCAGGUAUCCUCUUCACUUUGUGGAUGGCCACAGUCUUUCCCACUGGACUCGGAUGCCCUGCGCUCUGUUCCUGCACAGAUAAAUAUGGCCGCCACUUUGCUGAAUGCUCCUACAAAGACUUAGCUGAGGUACCGGACAGUUUGCCUGCUAAUGUGACGACUGUGAGUCUGUCCGCUAACAAGAUCAGUGUGAUACCGUUGGGGAGCUUUGACAAUGUCACUCGGGUGACGUCGCUGUGGAUGGCCCACAAUGAGAUCAUCACAAUCGAAGAAGGGACUCUCACGCCUUUGGUUCAUCUGCGUAACUUUGACAUCAGCCACAAUAGAAUCGUAGACUUCCCUUGGGAGGAUCUGCAGAACCUCACAGGCCUGCAUCUGCUGAAGAUGAACCACAACGAGAUGGUCCACCUGCCGAGGGACGCCUUCUACAACCUCAAAGACCUGAAGUCACUCCGACUCAACAAUAACAAUUUCAUUAAGAUAAUUGAUGGGACGUUCGAUGGUUUGGUGUCUUUGUCCUACUUGCAGGUUUAUAAAAAUCCUUUUGCAUGCACCUGCUCCCUCGACUGGCUCAGAGACUGGAUUUCAAAGACCAUGAUCACGGUCCCAGAGCAGAAUUUAAUCACUUGUGCAACUCCACCCAAACUUAGAGGAGAACUGAUUGGAAAGUUGCCUGAGUCAAAGUGCGCAAGCCCGAAUGUGACAAUACAAAUCAAGCCAAAUGUUCACAACAUGACUUUCCACGAGGGCGGUGUGUUGGUCUUGACUUGUGAAUUCGCAGGAAAUCCAAAACCUCUGGUCAUGUGGAAUAUCCAAAGCAAAAGCCAGAGGCAAGAGCUGGUGUUGUCCUUCACUGAGGAUGACUCAGCAGAAUCGAAAGAGGACUCCAUGCUGUCCUAUAAUCCUUUCAAAGUCUUUAACAAUGGCACUCUUAUAAUUUCACACCUCCGGAAAGAAGAUGGUGGCAACUACAGCUGCUCGGCCACAAAUGAGUUUGGAAGAAGUGAGGUUUCGGUGUCAGUGGGCGUGGUGGCUUUACCUAAACCAACACCAAGAAAACCAAUUACCACAACGCCUGUUUUUACUAAAACGCACCCAUCGAUACGCCAAACAACAGGCAAACCAUUGUUUUUGGAUUCUGUGCAUCACUUUGAUAUCAAGAGAAAAGACUUCAUUAAAGUAGUACCUACUUUCCCUCCCACUGUGGAGAUCAAGUCUUCUGAGGAGUCAAAAACAUCCCCAUCACAUGCUAGUAAAUGUGGCUUGACUGCUAACACGAGAUACAUUUCUAGUCAUGUCUUUAAUGAGAGCGUGGAAGAUUUCAAGCAGUACACAUUUGACUUUGGAGUCAUUGCAUUAGGAGUGUCAGAAACAGAGGCAACAGUGCGACUCAAUCCUCUUCUCAUACCGAGAGACAGUGGCAUCAACCAAGCCCCAAAAACGUCUAAUGAGAGCUUCCACAAUGACAGUGAAAAGCAUCACAGCCUUUCUGCUGUCGGUAAAAACUCAAAUGGCUUGUAUCUGUGCGUUGCUGCUGAUCUCAGACACUCGGCCGUGCAGUGGUCAAGAAUCAAAGAUGGCGUCAACACGUAUAUGUUUAGUGGUUUACGUCCCGACACCAACUACUCCCUGUGUCUGACGUACAGAGGGGAGGACUGUGAGGUCCAGGUUCUGUUCAGCACCAGGAGGAGGGUACCUAACCUGCUCAUCAUCAUCUCCGUCAGCAUCUGCCUCCUGACCGUGUCCACCGUGCCUCUCCUUGGUGCAACGUGCUUCCACCUGGUGUACAAAUACCGCAGCAAGACCUACAAGCUGAUCCUGAAGGCCAAAGAUCAGUACCACAUGGAGAGGAACCUCGCCCCUAACUUCAGGGGACCUCACACCGAGUCCCGGAGGAAGAUUAAUGGAAGCCAGCUGGACGAGGAGGAGGGGGACACGGAGAGCAGAGACGGGGACAAAGAGGCGGAUACAGAAGAAAGUGUGAUGACUGAGUCCUUUUCUCUGUCUCAGUGCAGGGGGAAUUUAGACAACUGUGAGGUUGGGUCUGAGUUUAGUGAUAGGUUACCUUUGGGAGCUGAAGCAGUACAUAUUACAAGCAACUACACUUAUCCAAACCAGUAAUUGUUAUUAUGUUAUUGAAUUAUUUUGCCUUUGGGUAAAAAGCAUUUUUAGUAUUAGUUUGUGCCAAAGGUUUUAGUUAGCUUUAACCUUGCAAAGGCAGCACAGACAUAUUGUCUGAAAAGACUCAGAUAAAUGUACUUGUUUUACUUGCAGAGCUGCAUCAAUUAGUCACUACAGAGGCUUCCAGAUUCAAGGCUCUAUCUAAUAAAGGAUUAUCUUAUUUUACGUUAUCUUGUCCGGGGAUUUUUUCCAGACAAACAUUUUAGUAAAAGCUGAACUACAUACUGGCCCAUAUUUUUUGUAGCUGGAAAUAUCACAUCUUUUUGUCCUAUUCUUUCAAAAUAGGCAACCUAUUUCAUCUCCCAUGAAGUGCGUCUGGAUCCAGAUCUUUGCCAAAAUACAAAUAGUGAUAGACAAUCAUUGGAGGCAUGAACAAGAUAUGUUGUGUUUAAAGAAUUACAAUGGUAAGAAAACCUGAAUCUUUUAGUACAACUAUCUUUUAGUCUACCUAUACCAAAUAUCUGUAUAAUCUGUUUGGAUUUCCACUUGAUAAU
Gymnodraco acuticeps is the source of this 2828-nucleotide messenger RNA. RefSeq names its product immunoglobulin superfamily containing leucine-rich repeat protein 2-like. Bases 145 to 2274 code for a protein of 709 amino acids. The record is from RefSeq and is a predicted model, not a curated record. NCBI's taxonomy places the organism in Eukaryota, Metazoa, Chordata, Actinopteri, Perciformes, Bathydraconidae. The transcript has 2 exons. Gene Ontology annotation, molecular function: protein binding.